AUGAUGCUGUGUCUGACUUUGAACGUGUACUACCUUCACUUUUUAUAUAGAGUCUCAGGGAACUCACGCAGCCUUAUCUACGGUCGCGGGUUCGAGUCACCAUGGCGGUCGCUGUGUAACCUGUCCGCACUCCAACUGUUGGUCCAAACCCGAUUUUAUGUCGAGAAAAGGGCCUCUCGCCAUGAGGAUGUUAAGCGCGGCUGCCUUGGUGUCCAGCGGGUCAGGCACAGUGAGCACGACUGCCUUCCUCUCGCAAACAACACUAAGCUCUUUGAAAGUAACCAAAGAAUGUUAGAAAUGAAACCUUGGUGCACAGCCCUCGCUGCCCUGUUCAGCCUUGGGUACUCGGUCUCGGCUUUCCCAUAUGUCACCGGACCUCCUGAAGUGAGCGCCCUUUGCCCUGUGUCUGAAGGAGAAUCCGCUACCUUGCUCCCUAAUCCUGCCGACUGCACGACGUAUUACAGCUGUAACUGGGGCGUUGCUUACCUUAUGUCAUGUCCCAGUGGCCUUUAUUUCGACGUCAACCUCCGCGUAUGCACUUGGUCAUGGGAAGCGACAUGUUACGCUGCUACGACGGCCAGUACUACGCAAACAACACAAAUUCGGACCGAGGACCCCUUGGGUACGAGCACACCAUCGACGACGACCGACCACAUGGACACGACCUCACCAGAAGGUACCACUGCCCCUACCAACACGACGACCCCAACAAACACCGACGCCCCGAAGACGACGAUUUCUCCACACACGGGGCCUCCCGAGAUUAGCGCCCAGUGCCCCGUUCCUGAAGGAGAUUUCGCGAGGCUGCUUCCCAACCCGGACGACUGCACGACCUAUUACAGCUGUAGUUGGGGCGUUGCCUACCUCAUGUCGUGCCCUCCGGGACUCUACUUCGACACCAACCUUCUCGUUUGCACUUGGUCCUGGGAAGCCACCUGUUACAGCUCCACAAAGCCCACUUCAGAGCCAUUCACGUCUACCGAAUUAAGCACGGCUGCCCCUGAAACCACUGCAACAAGCACUGAAGUCUCCCAGACCACCACAGUAAUCACUGAGGUUUCUGAGACUACUGUACCAAAUACUGAGGUUCCUGAAACCACAGCACCUAACACGGAGGCUCCUGAAACCACAGCACCAAGUACUGAGGUUCCUGAAACCACAGCACCUAACACAGAGGUUCCUGAAACCACUUCACCAAAUACAGAAGUUCCUGAAACCACAGCACCAAAUACUGAGGUUCCUGAAACCACAGCACCUAACACAGAGGGUCCUGAAACCACAGCACCUAACACAGAGGUUCCUGAAACCACAGCACCAAAUACUGAAGUUCCUGAAACCACAGCACCUAACACAGAGGUUCCUGAAACCACAGCACCUAACACAGAGGUUCCUGAAACCACUUCACCAAAUACAGAAGUUCCUGAAACCACAGCACCAAAUACUGAGGUUCCUGAAACCACAGCACCUAACACAGAGGGUCCUGAAACCACAGCACCAAAUACUGAAGUUCCUGAAACCACAGCACCUAACACAGAGGCUCCUGAAACCACAGCACCAAAUACUGAAGUUCCUGAAACCACAGCACCAAAUACUGAAGUUCCUGAAACCACAGCACCUAACACAGAGGCUCCUGAAACCACAGCACCAAAUACUGAAGUUCCUGAAACCACAGCACCUAACACAGAGGCUCCUGAAACCACAGCACCAAAUACUGAAGUUCCUGAAACCACAGCACCUAACACAGAGGCUCCUGAAACCACAGCACCAAAUACUGAAGUUCCUGAAACCACAGCACCUAACACAGAAGCUCCUGAAACCACAGCACCAAAUACAGAAGUUACUGAAACCACAGCUCCAAAUACUGAAGUUCCUGAAACCACAGCACCUAACACAGAGGCUCCUGAAACCACAUCACCAAAUACUGAAGUUACUGAAACCACAGCUCAAAAUACUGAAGUUCCUGAAACCACAGCACCAAAUACUGAAGUUCCUGAAACCACAGCACCAAAUACUGAAGUUCCUGAAACCACAGCACCUAACACAGAGGCUCCUGAAACCACAGCACCAAAAACUGAAGUUCCUGAAACCACAGCAUCUAACACAGAGGCUCCUGAAACCACAGCACCAAAUACUGAAGUUCCUGAAACCACAGCACCAAAUACUGAAGUUACUGAAACCACAGCUCCAAAUACUGAAGUUCCUGAAACCACAGCACCUAACACAGAGGCUCCUGAAACCACAGCACCAAAUACUGAAGUUCCUGAAACCACAGCACCUAACACAGAGGCUCCUGAAACCACAGCACCAAAUACUGAAGUUCCUGAAACCACAGCACCUAACACAGAGGCUCCUGAAACCACAGCACCAAAUACUGAAGUUCCUGAAACCACAGCACCUAACACAGAAGCUCCUGAAACCACAGCACCAAAUACAGAAGUUACUGAAACCACAGCUCCAAAUACUGAAGUUCCUGUAACCACAGCUCAAAAUACCGAAGUUCCUGAAACCACAGCACCAAAUACCGAAGUUACUGAAACCACAGCACCUAACACAGAGGUUCCUGAAACCACAGUACCAAAUACUGAAGUUCCUGAAACCACAGCACCAAAUACUGAAGUUCCUGAAACCACAGCACCUAACACAGAGGCUCCUGAAACCACAGCACCUAACACAGAGGCUCCUGAAACCACAGCACCUAACACAGAGGCUCCUGAAACCACAGCACCAAAUACUGAAGUUCCUGAAACCACAGCACCUAACACAGAGGUUUCUGAGACCACAGCACCAAAUACUGAGGUUCCUGAAACCACAGCACCUAACACAGAGAUUCCUGAAACCACAGCACCAAAUACUGAAGUUCCUGAAACCACAGCUCCAAAUACUGAAGUUCCUGAAACCACAGCUCCAAAUACUGAAGUUCCUGAAACCACAGCACCAAAUACUGAAGUUCCUGAAACCACAGCACCAGAUACUGAAGUUCCUGAAACCACAGCACCAAAUACUGAAGUUCCUGAAACCACAGCACCA
This is a messenger RNA of Penaeus chinensis, 3027 nucleotides long. Its product is annotated as proteoglycan 4-like. The transcript has 4 exons. Gene Ontology annotation, molecular function: chitin binding. Gene Ontology annotation, cellular component: extracellular region. NCBI's taxonomy places the organism in Eukaryota, Metazoa, Arthropoda, Malacostraca, Decapoda, Penaeidae. The annotation marks the transcript as partial. The record is from RefSeq and is a predicted model, not a curated record.